AUGAACUACGUGGCCCAAGCCAAGGCGGAACAUGCGCGUCGGUGGGCAGCUGCUUUUGACUCACCCGUAUGGCAGCCAAUAGCGCAGCAGUGGACAACACAACCAGAGAACGCAGGAUGGACUCCAGUGAGUGGUCCACAUCAGAGUGGACCUUCACUGGUGCUCAAGGACAACGAGUACCCCCCCAUCACGACUGUUGACCGUGACUCUCUGGUGGUCUGGAAACGCAAACGUGGCCGGUAUGAAGAAAAGCUCAAGGAUAACGCCCAGAGAAUGCAACAUGAUUUGUGCUCUACAGCUGUCCCCUGGCUUGAAUCAGGUGAUCGCAGCAUGGUUGAAGCUGCUUGCCUGUGCCUGUGGGACAUCAACAUCGAUGACCUGGAUGAAAGCGAGUUUCGCGAGCGCAUAUGA
Molecule: messenger RNA, 411 nt
Organism: Aphanomyces astaci
Lineage: Eukaryota; Oomycota; Saprolegniomycetes; Saprolegniales; Verrucalvaceae
Exons: 1
Coding region: 1-411 (136 amino acids)
Source: RefSeq, a predicted model, not a curated record